Messenger RNA from Cucurbita pepo subsp. pepo (vegetable marrow), 1827 nucleotides. It is a transcript of the gene MGD1, whose product is annotated as monogalactosyl diacylglycerol synthase 1. The record is from RefSeq and is a predicted model, not a curated record. Gene Ontology annotation, biological process: glycolipid biosynthetic process. Gene Ontology annotation, molecular function: hexosyltransferase activity. NCBI's taxonomy places the organism in Eukaryota, Viridiplantae, Streptophyta, Magnoliopsida, Cucurbitales, Cucurbitaceae.
GUUUUCCAUGUUUCUUACUUAGCUGCAAAAUAUGCAUAAUCCAUCCGGUUUAGUCCAAGAAAAUGGUUCUGUUCUUGAUUUCGUUUCUCAAUUAGGUUAUUUUGUGUUUAGUUCGAGGUUUCUGAACUUAAAUUCUGAUGGGUGUUCUGGGUCAUCGUCACAUUCUCUUUAUUUGAACCGGGUUGAUGAUUAUCGUUGUGUCAAAAGGCCGUCUAGGUCCGGUGUUGUUUCGUUGAGCUUGAGUUCAAGAGGUGGCUCGAGUUUAAGGAGGUUUUUGAAUGAGUUCAAUAGUGUUAUAAGGAUCCAUUGUGACAAACCCUCACUUGGGUUUGCUUCGUUAGGCGGUGUUUCGGAGGAGGCUAAUGGGAUUAGAGACGAUGGGUUCGGUGUAUCGCAGGAUGGUGCACUGCCAUUGAAUGGUGUUGAAACUGAGAAGCCCAAACGAGUUCUUAUCUUGAUGAGCGACACUGGUGGGGGUCAUCGGGCUUCCGCUGAAGCAAUCAAGGCUGCCUUUAAUGAAGAAUUUGGGAACGAUUAUCAGGUGUUUAUAACUGAUUUAUGGGCGGAGCACACUCCUUGGCCAUUCAAUCAAUUACCAAGAAGCUAUAACUUCUUAGUGAAACAUGGCACAUUGUGGAGAAUGACUUACUAUGCGACUGCUCCAAAAGUGAUCCACCAGUCAAAUUUUGCUGCAACUUCAACAUUCAUAGCUCGAGAGGUAGCCAAAGGGCUCAUGAAAUAUCGGCCAGAUAUCAUUAUCAGUGUACAUCCUCUAAUGCAGCACGUUCCCCUUCGUAUUUUGAGGUCGAAGGGCCUCUUGAAUAAGAUCAUUUUCACCACGGUAAUCACGGAUUUGAGCACCUGCCACCCAACAUGGUUCCAUAAGCUUGUAACGAGAUGCUACUGCCCGUCUACGGAGGUAGCGAAGAGGGGUUUGAAAGCUGGACUCCAUCCUUCCAAACUAAAGGUUUAUGGCCUUCCCGUACGGCCUUCCUUCGUUAAGCCUAUUCCUCCGAAGAUUGAGUUGAGAAAAGAAUUAGGCAUGGAUGAAAAUCUUCCUGCCGUGCUGCUCAUGGGAGGAGGGGAAGGUAUGGGUCCGAUUGAGGCUACGGCUAAGGCGCUAAGUAACGCGUUGUUCGAUGAAAAUCAUGGCGAGCCAAUAGGCCAAGUUCUUGUGAUUUGUGGCCGCAACAAAAAACUAGCUGCCAGGUUGCUUGCAAUUGAUUGGAAGGUUCCUGUUCAGGUGAAGGGGUUUGUCACAAAAAUGGAGGAAUGUAUGGGAGCUUGUGAUUGCAUUAUAACAAAGGCGGGCCCGGGAACGAUCGCUGAAGCCAUGAUAAGAGGUCUUCCUAUAAUACUGAAUGGCUUUAUUGCUGGACAGGAAGCUGGGAACGUACCGUAUGUUGUUGAGAACGGUUGCGGGAAGUUUUCAAAAUCUCCUAAAGAGAUAGCGAAGAUUGUAGCAAAUUGGUUCGGGCCAAAAGCGGACGAGCUGAUGGUGAUGUCACAGAACGCGUUGAGGCUGGCGAGACCCGAUGCAGUCUUUAAGAUUGUUCAUGAUCUCCAUGAGCUUGCUAGACAAAGAAGUUAUGUACCACAGUAUUCCUCCUGCGCUUAGAAGAGGUUUGGUGGGAGGGAGGCUUUGUUCUACUUGAGAUGAGAUGCGCACUGCAACAUCUCAAUCAAUAAAUUAGUGUUUGAUUUUGUUGCAAUUUCUUAAUGUUUUGAAGGGAGGAUAUUAGAAGCAUUUUGUUCACACCAAUUCAAGUUUUGCUUAUCUGAUUCGCCCUUUUUUAUUUUUUUAAUGAAAACGUUUUCGUUUAAUCC